GGGAGGUGAUACCCGGGUUUGUAAUAGUAAAGAAGAAGAAAAAAAAAAUGAUCUAGCUUCGCUGCCAAGGUUCUGUCUGCGCUGGUUCACGGGCCAUCCCGCCCGCGCGGGAGCGCAAGUCACGCACACACAGACACACAGACGUACGCACGAGCUCUUCCCUCCACCCACGAGGGGGCGAUGGCUGAAUUCGUUGCAGGCGCAGGGCUGAUAUCAGUCUCGGAGAUUGUUUACUAGUAAACAAAGUAGCUGGACCAAAUCUCACCCCGUUUUUGGAUAUACUAAGUCUCUGGGAUUAAAAAACUCGUCUGCUGGUAUCGGACCCAUUGAAAUAUAUAAACCUUAUAACAGAGAAUACCAAUUAUUUUUAUUUUAAAGAAAGACGAAGAUAAACAUAAUUAAAAAGAUAUUUAGUAAGAUAUUUCACAUCGACAGCGAACAAUAUUCAAAUAUGUUAUAGACUAGUAGAUGUAUAGAACAUACCACAAAUUAAUUCGUUUUAACUAUUCUGGGAACAAGAUUAGUUCUUUAAAAAAAAUCAUAGCCAAACAAAGUGUGGAUUGGAUGUAUUUUUUAACAGAAUUAACCAUUCGAUCAAUGCGAUAAUUAAUUGUCAGAUUAGUCACUGUGUUGACUUCGAUCAGCUUGUUGACAUGUGCUGUUUUGUUUUGUUUUUUUAACUCACACUAGGAUUUCUCGUGAUUUCAAAUUGGAUGUGUUAAACUUCUGACAAGAUCGCUUGUACAGGAUUUGAUGGAUUAGAACAAUGGCCGAUGUCAGGGUGUCUUAAAAAUGAAUAACAUCAAAGAAUGAAAAUGAUUUUUAUCCAUAAAGGGUCAUUUUUGACAUGCGGAACAAAAUGAAUUGAAAAGAUGUGAACGUCAAGCGAGACAACUCUUGUAGUUUUCUUAGAAUAAAAAAAUGUUCAAGUUGUAUCCCUUUCAUCGAUAUGUUUAGAUUUUUGCUACAAUUGUCAAGGACUACUGAGCUUGACCUUCGAAACAAAAUUAAUAUGAUACUAAUGGAAUUGACAUCAUUGUCUAAAAGAAAGCGGCACCGAUAUUUCUUAAACAUCAUCUGAUUGGUUACUUCUGAUGGAUACACAUGGUGAUUAAAAAUAUUCUUUCCGUAUCACCUUUCCAUCAUCUUCACAGGGAAGCCCAGUUCACCAUGGCCUUUGACCUCAACUCGACCCUGGCCUUCAGCCGCUUCAAAAACGCAAGUCUGUCGGAUGACCAGGAGGAGAUCCUGCCUGAUUCGGUCAAGUACGUCAGAGGGGCUUGCCUCGUUGUCAUCAGCGUGCUCGGCGCGAGCUUCAACACCUUCAUGAUCAUUGCGAUCGUCCCGAACAGGCGACUGAGGACAGUACGGAAUAUCCUAUUGGUGCAUCUUGGGGGUGUCGGCUUAUUGUCCUCUGUCUUUACCACAUUGUAUCCUGCCAUUAGCAUGUUUCAUGGUGAGUGGGUAGGAGGCACGCCUAUGUGCCAGGCCUACGCCUACGUCACAAGUGUCUUCACCAGCGUCUCUGUCUGGACGAUAGCCGCCCUCAGCUGGGACAAGUACCAAACGAUCGCCUCUCCACUGCAUCACUCUCUCACGGCCACUCUCCAGAAGAUGCUGCCCUGCUUCGCUGUGUUCUGGGGCUGCGGGCUUGUGCUCUCCUUGCCGCCCCUGUUCGGGGCGAACGAGUACGCCCUGCAUAAGCCCAUGGCGAUCUGCGGGGUGAAGUUCUCCAGUACAGACGGCAGGUGGUACACUUGCGUCCUGCUGUGUCUCUCCUUCAUCUUCCCGUUCUGCCUGAUGAUCUACUGCUACGCUCACAUUUUUCGCAUCGCACGCACGCAGAGCAGCCGCAUCGCCGCCACCAUGCUUAGAAUGGUCAGCGUCAUCCAGGCGCCCAUCGCGCCCACAACGCAGAGCUCCCUCUCCCUUCGGGGGACCAAAGCCAUGGGCACAAUACUCCAGCUCAUCGGAUCCUUCGUCCUGACUUAUCUCCCCUAUUCAAUCAUUAUCAUCUACGAGGUCAUCUUCGCCGUGAAGGCUAACACGUUUUUCGUUUCCAUAGCGACCACCCUGUUUCAGGCCGCCCCCUUCAUUCACGCCGCCAUUUACGGUAUACGUAACCAAAUCUUGAGGACUUCGUUCUACAGGUACGCCCGCCGCAAGUUUCAGCAUUGCUGCGCCAAAGACAAACGCCGCGGCAGCGUGAAAUCGCUCAACAGAAAAUCACCAUCGAAUAUGAAAAUGCCCAUGAGGUGUUUGGUUCGUGCCGAUGGCAAGCAGUACGUCCUUCGGCGAACGCUGUCCUACCAAGGCGACCCGCCAGCAGACGGCGCGGGAGAGCUGACAUCGACCGGCUUUCCUCGGCCGCAUUCUUUCAACGUGCUGAGAAAAGCCAACGGCUGCUCUCCUCAGCUUUCCAACGGGCUAGCGUUACACAACGGGAAUUCCCUAAAGGACGAGGGCAAGCAAGUCAAGGAAGUGUCGUUCUCGGAGAAAGAUGAGGUCUCGUACAUUCAUCCCGACGGGAUGUCACGGGUCGCCCGGGAAGAGGUGUCCUACUACAGCCGGGACAUCAUGAAAGAGAUGAGUGCAAUGGACUGGGAGGCGGACGAAGUGUCCAAGUACGACCGAGCUGACCACGAUGAUGGGGAGCCACACGCCAAGAAAUCCUUCUCCUCUGCCAAAGAGAACGGCCCGGACAACCGAAAAGACGAAAUGUCCAGACUGUACAAAUUUAAAGAUGAUAUCACCAAGCUGGCGCAGUCAAGGGUUAAGAAAAAGUUUACACCUGGCAAGGAAAAAAUGAAAAAAUCCAGAUGUCGCUACGAUCAAGAGGAGUCCUCCAUCUUUCACGUCAACGAAGAUUCCAACUACGACGUGGACUCAGAUGACGGUGUGUCGUGCGCUUGAAGUCACUUUCUUUGGCGUAGUAAUCUGAAGAUCUUAUUGUCAGGAACAAUAGUGUCAAUGCAGUCUCUCCAAGGGGCUGUUAUUCGUCUACUGAUAAUCCAGUUCCAGAUUCGGCUCAAUGACGCAUUUUUCUGAUUUGCCACUUCUGAUUCGCAAAGAUAUCCUACAACUUUAGAAGGAGCCGUGAUUUAUCUUGCACUCUAAACAACUCUUCGGAAGCAUUCCCAAUUUUAAAAAAAAGGACGUGAAAAUCGCUUCAAUUAAAUGCGUAUAGCAUGCAACCUGUUUUAAUUUCAACAAAGGAUUAUAUGUAGCCUACUGGAUUAGCGUCUAUGUUAUUCAGAUUAUCAUACAUUAAGCUUCAAUACACACAAGUCUUGUGGAAUACAACGGGGUCGAUAGCAACAUUUAGUAGUGUUUUUGUUUUCGCUUGUGUGAGAGGGAUUAAAGGAGAGUGAACUAUCCUACAGAGAUACCAAAUCACGCGUGACUCUCGAGAUAUCGAAUUAGCUGAAUGAUCUCUUUCAAUGAAUCAGGAUCAGUGAUUAUUUGAUUUCUACUAGCAUCGAAUUUAUGGUGAUAUAUAUUUAUGACCACUACGAAAUCUCAUUAUGAACUUUAAAAAAAAAAAAAAAACAAUUCCAGCUCACCAAAGUUUGCUCACUAAGACUAUAAUAUUUUUUUUUUUUAUUUUGAACAUCAAUAUUCUAAACAUAUCUUGAUGAUCAUGCUGUUUAUAUUUUUUACCAAUGGAUGGUUUACUUUUGAGACCCGAGUGAACUCUUGAACUCUUCACUUCUGCUCAUUUAUUUAUUAUUACUUGUUUUAAAAAAUAUAUAAAUUGUCUCCCCUUCCAGCCCUUCCGCCUAAAAAAAGGAAAAAAAAAUAAUGGCUCAUUGUCAGCUAUAUUUUUGUAAGUUUUGCUGUGGGGAAUGGAAGAAUUGUUGAUUUGCAUUGUAUAUUUGUUUUGUUGUUGUUGUUGUGUAAACCCUUUACAAAAGAUGAAUGUAAUUUUUAUUGACAUCAGUGGCUGAGCUGGUAGAUAGCUUGGUUACUCUAGAGUACUCUAGACUUACUUGAGGGUUUAAUGGGUUAAUACACAAAUCCUAAAAUUCAUAAAACGGUCCUUUUUAAACCUAGCUCUGAAGAGACCAAUUAAGGCAAAGGGGAUAACCCUAAUCAAAAUAUUGCAGGCCCCUAAUGGGCAUGUUAAGCCAUGCUUAUAGGGUGCACGCUGGAUAUAAAAUAUUACAUUCACACUAUCCUGUUCUCGCAGUGAGACACUAACAAACACUUCAUUGAAGUAUAAAGUAUAAAGAAGACUUCUAUGCUUUAAACAGCAUUUUUUCUUAGUGCGGGCCGCACCGGGUGACACCGACCCUAGUGACGCUACUGAUUUAAACUCUAACCUCUAAACCUCAUGAAACGUACCGUUAAUAAAAAAGCAAGCUCAAUGGACUAGUCUCUUUUAAUUGUGCGUUUGUUUGUCCUUAAACCUUAAACAACAGAUCAAACAUUGGAUAGGCUUAAAUAACGCCUCUGAGGUUGCUUGUGUUGGCAGAGAAAGUUAGGCCUAAAUUAUUAACUGCCACAAUAAUUCGCUAACAAAAUUCCACUCAGCCUGUCCCCUGACAUUAAUAAAUAAUAAAUAAGUAAACAAUAAAUAUUACAAUGCCAAGCUUAAUUGUAGUUGUUAUAUAGGGGGGGGGGGAGAUGGCAGCAAGAAUCCAAGAGUAAUAAUAAUAAUAAUACUUUCACACACGCAAUUUAGAAGAAUCAAAAGAACCGAUUCUUUUCAAAAAUUCAUUCAAACAAAAUUCAAACAGGAACUGGCUGCCUCAGCUCUUAGGGAAAACUAAAAUUAGCACCAUGUGAUUCUUGCAUACACCCAUAUAUUGCCACAAAUGACUAACUAAUAUGUUAUGGGUACCGUAUGUCACAAUGAAUUUACAUUUUUGUCUUUGUAGACUUUUUUUUUUAACCUUGCGGAAACAACAAUGCUUUCAUUAGGACUGAGAUAUAUCAAAAUUUAUUGAUGUUGCUGGGGUGAACAACUAUUUACUAGAAUACAAAACAUCCAUAUAGGAAAACUUGCUAAAGCAAAUUGUAGAGACGCACUUUAGGUGACAGCUAGUGAACGCAUUAUUAUGACGACAUAAAUUCAAAACGAGGCUAUAGAUUUGACAAAGAUAAAAGGACAAUUGAUGCGAGGCUUUCUUAGGAUUAAUAUCGUCUAUUAUAGCAACUGAGACUAUGUCAAUGCAAUAGUAUAGAUCUAUGUAACAACAUGCUGACUAUUAUAUAGGCUAUAUUUAUAUGUAACAAUACCUGUUGGUAUUAUUUAUGGUAUAUUUUGUUUUUUUUUUUUGUUAAUUUCCUUUAUAAUUUUAAUUUUAUUAAAUAAUUGAUCAUUUUUCUUCAAAAAAAGCCAAGCAAUAUACAAAUGUCUAACUUCUAUAACUUACUUAAAGCCUAUAAGAGUUUCUCAAGGCCAAAAUUCUUCAGACACACAAAUCUAAAAACAUUCUACUGCAAUACUUUAUUAGUUAUAGCUAUUUUUAUUUUUCUAAAACAAAAUUUGUAUAUAAUGUUAUUACUGUGGUCUCAAUUUAGUAACAGGUCAUUAUUUAUUUAGUAAGAUAAUUAGCCUUCAUAUCUUACAAUGUGCUUUAUCAGAGAUACCAAGGUAACCUGGCAAUAUACUCUAGAUCCAAUGCAUCCUGGCAAUAUACUCUAGAUCCAAUGCAUCCUGGCAAUACACUCUAGAGCCAAUGUAUCCUGGCAAUACACUCUAGAACCAAUGUAUCCUGGCAAUACACUCUAGAACCAAUGUAUACUGGCAAUACACUCUAGAACCAAUGUAUCCUGGCAAUACACUCUAGAACCAAUGUAUCCUGGCAAUACACUCUAGAACCAAUGCGUCCUGGCAAUACACUCUAGAACCAAUGCAUCCUGGCAAUACACUCUAGAACCAAUGCAUCCUGGCAAUACACUCUAGAACCAAUGCAUCCUGGCAAUACACUCUAGAACCAAUGCGUCCUGGCAAUACACUCUAGAACCAAUGUAUACUGGCAAUACACUCUAGAACCAAUGUAUCCUCCCAAUACACUCUAGAACCAAUGUAUCCUGGCAAUACACUCUAGAACCAAUGUAUCCUGGCAAUACACUCUAGAACCAAUGUAUACUGGCAAUACACUCUAGAACCAAUGCGUCCUGGCAAUACACUCUAGAACCAAUGUAUCCUGGCAAUACACUCUAGAACCACUGUAUCCAGGCAAUACACUCUAGAAGAAAGGAAAAUUAGUGAAAAAUAUUGCAUUGAAAGUGACUAUUUCUAUCAAAUGAUUUUUUUUUUAAUAAUUACAAUCCAAUGUUUUUCCAAUUUGACAUAAUUUAUUGAUUGUAUUACUUUUUCUUAAAGAAUUGAUAGUAAUAAUUAAUGAGCAAUAUAAAACUCUGUGACUGUGAUAUUUAAAGGGACUUAUAGUGCAAUCUUAUUUAAAUGUCUAGCUCUCAAAGAGCAAGUUACUCCUUCAUUGAUAUGCCACUUUGUGUAUUGGUAAGAAUGAGAUGUGGUCAAAGUCUGCAUUUCCUUUGACUGUGUACACAUUUAUUAUUUGAGAAUGUUUCUUUCCAUUCAUUGAGUUGUAUUAUAGCAAUAACAAACACAUCAUGUCAAAAGUAUCAAAAGAAUAUUAACAUCACAUCAAAAUUUGUUACUUGACCUGCACCCUUUUUUUUUUGUUUGAUGACAUAAUGGAGAUUAGAACAUAGAAUUUUUUUAAAUUCCUAAAUGAAAACUAAAAAAAAAAUUUUAAUUCCUUAAUGAAAACUAGCAGGUGUGGUGGCUGUGCGGUAAAGCGCUUGGUUUCCGAACCAGGGACUGGGGUUUGAAUCCUGGUGAAGACUGGGAUUUUUAAUUUUGGGAUCUACGGAUGCCUCUGAGUCCAACCAGCUCUAAUGGGUACCUGACGUUAGUUGGGGAAAAGUAAAGGCAGUUGGUUGUUGUGCUGGCCACAUGACACCCUCAUUAACCGUAGGCCACAAAAACAGAAGAUCUUUACAUCAUCUGCCCUAUAGACCACAAGAUCUGAAAGGGGAACUUUACUUUUUUUUACUUAAAUGAAAACUAGGGUAUCAAUCUUGAAACCCUGAUAGCAAAUAUUCUUUUAUCAAAAUUCUGUAUUAACCUGGAACUAAGUGGACUAUACUAAAGUGUAGAAGCAGCAUGAAAACGUUUUCCCUGAUAAUUUUAUUUUAAGACUUACAGGCAGGGCCUUAGUUAAGGGAGGCCAGGCAGAGCUACUGCCCCAGAGACUCCACAAGAGAGGGGCUUCCAUAAAAUAUUUGUAUAAAAAAUGUCAGAAUUUCAACUGGUCAGAAACUUUAACGUUUUGUUUUCAAAUAUGUUUUUAUAUUUCACAUUUUAGUGACAAUACUUUAAAUCUUAUGUUUCAAUGUCAUGGUUAAGAAGUUUCCGCAUUUAGCUGCUUGUAAUAUAAUAAUGCAGCUCAGGAUUUAUGACAGUUCGUCAUACUGAAAAAUAUACAUUUUUCAAACUAAAACAUGCAUAUUAAAUAAUUUUUUUAAAAGAAAGUAAAUUAGUUUCAAUGGACUCUGUUUCUUUCUUCUAAACUAUGGCAUGCUUUGAGAUAUUAGUUUUAGUAUUAAUAUGGGGGUUUGUAUUAACUCUUUCUCUCCUAAAUGGCGAUGCCAACGUUGAUUUGACCCACAAUAAACUAAAUUGAUUUUGGAUUUAUAAACUUUAAUUUGUGUUGUGUAAAAAGAGCAUGGAUUCUAUAAUUCAAUACCAAAUACAACAUUUUCUGAUAACAAAGAAAAAAGUUAUUGAAGUUUAAUAAUAACAGGAUAGUGAAAUACAAAUGAUGAGCAAAAUGAAUAAUACUAUCGAAACGAGAAAAUUAAUUACGGAGAGAAAGAGUUUAAGGUUUUGAAAAGUAUAGGGCCUCCACAUAUCUGGACUUAUAAGAGGCCCCAAAUCUCAAAUAGCUAAGGGCCUUUUCAAGUCUUAAUUGGCACUGCUUGUAGAAAAUGAUAUGAUGUUAAAAUCAUGUUUGUGAUUGAUACCAUAAUAAAUAUUGCUGAGAGGCUGAAUAUAGAGAAUCUAAAUGUCCAACUAGUGGUUCUGCUGAUACUUACAACUUUAAACUUAAAAGUCUCUACUUCACAAGUUAAUACAUGAAUAUUUGUGAACAUUGUAGGUGUUGAUGAUUAUUUGUGAACAUUGUAGGUGUUGUUCAGGGUUUAGUGUUUUCCUCUUACCCUGAUAAACUGAUAAUCUAUAUCUGUUCAGUCUUUACUUUUUGUAUCAGUAUUUGUUCCAAUGAUACUAAGGGCCUGAACUUGUGAUAACAAAAAUCAAACAUAUUCAUGAUCAUUAAGAUAACUCAAUCUGACUACAGAUAUAACUAUGUGAUACUGAUCUUGAUAACUCAUAAUUGUUUUACUUCGAUGGCUGUGACAAUUGGUUUUUCAUGAAGAUAUUUUAUACAAAUGAUUUUAGUUUUCAUUGGCCAAGCCUUGUUAAUCAAAGUUCAUUUCAUAUAAAGCAGUUUUCCCAAACAUUUUCCUCAACGGAACUUUUCACACAUUCUGACUAUAUUACGGAAUACUUUGCAUAUUUUUUUAGAGAGAUUAAUUAAUGUGGUGGCCUACUAGCUAAUUAUUCCAGUAGUUCGUGGAACAACCAUUCAGGCCUUGCGGAUAACUAGAGUUCCACAGAACACAGUUUGGGAAACACUGAAAUAAAGCAUUCUUUGAAGCCAUGUAUUUUGAAAUAUGAUCAUAACUAUAUAUGUUUUUAAUUUUGUUGUCUUUAACAAAUGUCUAAUUUGUUUUGAGCUCCAUAUGUCUCAUGUAUAGUCUAUAUUCUAUAACAAUAGUGGUACAUCCUAAGGUUUGGAAGUGACUUUAUGGUUAUCAAAUUUUCCAAUGUUCAGUCACUAUCUCCAGACAAAUGCUUGUAACUGGUUCUUUCCCCCUCCCCCCCCAAUUUUUAGUUCACAUUAUACUUGAAACCACUAAUUGUAAUGAAUUAAUGAAAUGUUGAUCAAUUACUGGUGUACGGUUAUGUGUAUGUGAUAGGCAUGGUGGCCACAAGAACAAAAAUUGAAAGCAAGUUUAAAAAAAAAAGAUUCUGGUCACAUGAUUUCUAAAGUUCUAAAACAUUUUAAGUUCUGGGGAUGUUUUCUGUGAUUCUAAUGCAUAUUAUUUAUGUUGAAUAUUAAUGACGAGGUUUUCUCUGUUGAUUGAAUGGAUGCAUGCAUACUUGUUGACUGAAUGUUUGCAUAAAUAUUUGAUAACAUCUCUCUCCCCCUCAAGAGAGUUCUAAGAAAAACUAAAAACAAAAGAUAAAUAAGCAAAUCAGGAACUUAAGUCACUGUCAGAGCCAGUAGAUAAAGAAAGAAAGCAAUAUUGGAUGAAGCUACACAGACACAGGUGUGACAGGAAUUCCAAGAAAGAAAAUAUUUAAUGUCAUUUACCUGGCUCUACCACCCCCCCCCCCCAACCCAUUUUCCACCAAACUCUAUAGAAUAAAUACUUUAAAGAUAAAAUCAUCAUUAAAAAAUGUACUAACCUUCGGAAAGGGAAAAAGGGGGGGUAAGGAAGGCACACACACACACAUUUAUAUAAACACAUAUAAAGUGAGAGAGAGAGAGAAUUAUGUUCCCCAUUAUGCUUCCCAUGUCUGUUUCAAUGUCUAACUUCUGGCCAGGUGUUUGCUGUUAAUUCAAUCCAUAUCCAUGGCAGGUUUGUACAGUUGAACAAAAAAACAUUUCUGUUGUGCAUUUUUGUGAUAAAAAAAUUAAUAAUACCAGCAAUAUUACUUU
This is a messenger RNA of Biomphalaria glabrata, 9764 nucleotides long. Its product is annotated as rhodopsin, GQ-coupled-like. The record is from RefSeq and is a predicted model, not a curated record. Bases 1105 to 2913 code for a protein of 602 amino acids. Gene Ontology annotation, biological process: G protein-coupled receptor signaling pathway. The transcript is spliced from 4 exons. Gene Ontology annotation, molecular function: G protein-coupled receptor activity. NCBI's taxonomy places the organism in Eukaryota, Metazoa, Mollusca, Gastropoda, Planorbidae. Gene Ontology annotation, cellular component: membrane.